Messenger RNA from Scatophagus argus, 3768 nucleotides. RefSeq names its product homeobox C6a (gene hoxc6a). Gene Ontology annotation, biological process: anterior/posterior pattern specification; regulation of transcription by RNA polymerase II. The transcript has 2 exons. The coding region runs from base 2258 to 2971 and encodes 237 amino acids. NCBI's taxonomy places the organism in Eukaryota, Metazoa, Chordata, Actinopteri, Scatophagidae. Gene Ontology annotation, cellular component: nucleus. The record is from RefSeq and is a predicted model, not a curated record. Gene Ontology annotation, molecular function: DNA-binding transcription factor activity, RNA polymerase II-specific; RNA polymerase II cis-regulatory region sequence-specific DNA binding.
CUGUUUGGCCCUUAUCGUCCCCUCUGUGGGUUAAAAUUUAGAUAUUAAAUGUGACUCCCAGUAGUUUCAUUCUGCUGUAUAUGAGUUCUGUUCUGUUCCAUCAUCCGCUAAUUCGUUACUUGAUGUGAAAGUGAAGAGGUAACGAUGAUCCCUGGUCUGCAGUGGUGGCACAUCACAGCCUCCAACUUUUACGCUUUAUUUGCCUCAAAUUUGUGCGUCGCGGAUGUCACAUAUGGCCACGAAUAAGGUGAAGGGUCGCUUUUAUUGCACCAGCUACUUCCUUCUCUUUGUUCUUGUCUCUUUUAUGGGCUAUUCAGGAUCCAAAACAACAGAGCAAACAGUGUUGCACGUUUAGUCUGCAAGUAUUCACCCUAUUGAAGAAAUCAAUGAGCUGGACCAAUAGGCUGCUGCAGCCAGAGCGACUUCGUUUGAACAGACAUUUUCUGUAACUCUAUUGAUUAUUUUAUUGCUAUCUAUUAUGGCCUGCUGCGAAAAGCCAAGAUAAUGUGAAUUAUAUUGUUUCGGAUGAAUGUGUGUAACUUUUACUUAUUGUGCUGUUUAAAUGCGCUUGAUUUUAGAAAAUUAAAUACCGGUGGUGUGUGAAAACGCGCUCUCAUCGAUUGUACGAAAAUAAUUUAAUUAUGGGAAUUACAGGCAAACAGAGAGUGAGUGAAACUGGUCUCUUUAAUAUCAUCAAUGUGGAAUUUUUACGCACUUAACUUUACGCAGGCAUCGCACUUCGCACAGACAGGCGCUUAAGUUUUGCUGGGUUUUUACAGAACGCCUCUGAACUAAUUUCCAAACCCGUCACUUGCUGCUGAGAUAAUUAUCGGUUUCUCUUUGCUCUCUGUGUGUCAGAGGAAUGUCGAAGUUUUAUCAUAACAGGGAGGAGGGGAAAAAAACUGGAACAUCUGCAUAAGCAUUUGCACUUUACUGUAAUUCAGCUGUAAGUUUUGUGCGUAAAGCUGAAAGCAUGCUCUUUAAUACCACGAGUUAACGAGACUGUACCUGAGAGUCAUCAGCUCAGAGUGAACACCGGGCACAAGUUGGCCUGUGGAGGAUUUUAUCUGACGUGUGCCGGACGGUCGCAUAACUGAUUGGGUUUUUGCAGAGACUGAUCUUCUCAGACGCAGUUCUUUAGCCUACUAGUCGGCCGGACCUUCACACGCUACUUCCUUUUGCUUUCUGUCUUCACAUGCUGUGCACUGCUUUCAUUUCUGAGCCUGGGAGAUUGCUGCUCGUGUUGCAGGGCUUUGCUGCAGAGAUAGUUGUUGGUGAGCUGGGGAACGUCACUUGUUUUAUUGCCCUCACAGAAGAGAGACCAUAAACGCAUUCUUACCACCUACACCCUCCCCCAGUUCACUGCAAAAAAAAAAAGCAUGGAAAUUGCUCACAAGCCAGAUAAUUCAUGCACAAUGGCAACAUUAACAGUGUGCUGGAAACUCGUCAGUAUGGCUGAGAUAAACAAUAAAUGCAAAUAUUCGUGUUAGUCCUCACAGGCAGUCGGCACGUCCUGUGGGAUGAGAGCAUGUAGGUGUUGUAGCCCACAUCUCUGCAGUGGUGUUGUGAAAUUAAAACUGAGUCUGGGACACAGACACACACACACACAAACGUAAACACAAGAACUCAGUACCACGGGAAGGGUUUUUGCUUUAAGAAAAUGAAAUUAGUCGCCAAUUUUCUGAAUUGCUCUCAUUAACUCCACCGCUGGAGUUAAGCUCAUAUGUGUUAUUAUGUAGAUUUUCCGCCUUCCUUUGAAUGUGAUCACUGUUCUGAAUGACAUUGUCCACGUUUUGCAUCAUACUUUCUCCCUAAACGCCAAUUCUUCUCAAACUUGAGUGAAAAACGUCUCAUCCAGCCAAGCUGCACAGUGUGCCACUCCAACUCUACGUUGUGUUUAUCGGCAUUUAGCACUAAUGUUCAAGCUCUGAGCUAAAAGCUACAGUUUCUCCUCAACUCCUGCCUCUCAAUUGGUGGAGAACGGUCAGCUGACAUUGUCAUAUUGUCUCUCACCGAGCCAAGCCUCGACUAUAACACUCGGGUUUGUGCGUCUUAACCGGAGAUUGGAAAUUAAUAAUAUUGAAUCCUCAAAGUAGCCCACGUCCAGUUAGAGAGGCAGAAAGUCGAGGAAAAAAAGAAGACCUUGGAGAAAGGUGUGGUUGGUUGACACAGACGGGAAGGAGAUUUACUGAGAAGGAGAUUGAAAAGAGACCGAUAAAGAAGUGGGGAGAGUUGGAGAGAGGGUUACAAGCAAGGUAUGAAUUCUUAUUUCGCAAACCCGUCGCUCUCCUGCCAUUUAUCCGGUGGUCAAGAUGUUCUGCCUAACGUACCCCUAAACUCCACCACCUAUGACACAGUCAGACAUUUUUCGUCGUACGGUGCUGCUGUGACCCAGAAUCGGAUAUAUGCACCUUUCUACUCUCCUCAAGAUAAUGUCGUUUUUGGGUCUGGCAGGGCACAGUAUGAAUAUGGAUCAAACGUGUUUCUUCAAGACAAGGACGUGCUCCCCAGCUGCAGACAAACAAACAUGGGACUCAAUACACAAAGCCACAUUGCUCAAGAGUACAGUUUGGAUCAAGGAAGGGCAGGAGCGCAGGAGCAGAAAAGCAACAUCCCGAUCUACCCGUGGAUGCAGCGAAUGAACUCACACAGCGCAGGCGUUGGGUACGGGACAGACAGACGCAGAGGACGUCAAAUAUACUCUCGUUACCAAACACUUGAGCUGGAGAAGGAGUUUCAUUUCAACCGCUACCUGACCAGGCGCAGACGCAUCGAAAUCGCAAAUGCGCUUUGUUUAACAGAGCGGCAGAUCAAAAUCUGGUUUCAGAACCGACGCAUGAAAUGGAAGAAAGAGAGCAAUCUGACCUCCACGGUGACUGGAAGUGAACAGACAGGAGCCUCUCAAGAGGAGCGAGAGGAACGCAGUGGCGCAAUGGAAGAAGAGAAGGAUGAGGACAAGAAGAAAGAGUAGUUCAAAUAUGGAAGAAGAGGAAGGAGACGAACACCUAAUGACCAUUAAAACCCAACAUAACUACCUAAAAAAAUAUCUACAUGGACUUGAGAGCGACUUCACUGCAUGAUGGCUACCCCGCAGCUCUCCCACUUAUAUCCCACGUUGACCACAGGAGUGUUAAGCCUUAGAAAUCCAAAUUAUUUCAGCCACAGUAUGGCCCCUGUGACAUUUGGAGCGCUGAUUUUUUUUUAUUAUUAUUAUUAUUGCAAUGUCACACGUGUAAUGUGAAAAUAAAAAGAAGUAUUAAUUUCUAUGUUAUUUCCCAUGCCAGUAAAAUCUGUGUAUUUAUCCCCCCACACUCCAUCCAUCACUGUGAACUCUUUGAUCACCUCACAACAUACAGUGUUGGUCAGACUUUGCUCGAUAUUGUACAUGCACAUUCCACGGGAGGAGAGGAGCGGGCGGACACAUCACACUAUAAUCUACUACCUUACUUGAAUCGUCCGCGGAAAAAAAGGUGUCCUGCAUAAACGUGAAAAGUUGCACGGAAUAUAGACCACGGUCCACACACACAACUGAAAUGCCUGUAUAUAUAAGCAACAGUUUAUUAUGUCGAUUCUGUGAGGACUUAUGUGCAUUUACCCGCUUUGAUAGACGCUGCAUAACAUACAAAAUGCGCUUAGCCCCCCUCCCUUUUUUUGACCAUUUGACACAAUAGAUUUGUACGCUAGUAAUUCUUCACUUUUGUUUGGGAGUUACGGAAUUCAUGUUUUGUCAUAUGUGUGUAUCAUGGAAUAAAAUAUUUGUAAAACUUU